This is a messenger RNA of Argentina anserina (silverweed cinquefoil), 1050 nucleotides long. Its product is annotated as tropinone reductase homolog. Bases 111 to 893 code for a protein of 260 amino acids. Gene Ontology annotation, molecular function: oxidoreductase activity. The transcript is spliced from 5 exons. Lineage: Eukaryota; Viridiplantae; Streptophyta; Magnoliopsida; Rosales; Rosaceae. The record is from RefSeq and is a predicted model, not a curated record.
UCUAGCUUUGAGUUUAUUAGUUGUGCUUCCUUAUUACUCAUACGUACUCGAUUCUACUGAUUCAGUCUUUCCCCUACCUGUUAAUCAAAACCACUCGAGCAAAAAAUUUAAUGGCAGGGUUCAACAGCCAAAGAUGGUCUCUAAACGGUAUGACUGCCCUUGUUACGGGUGGAACUAAAGGCAUUGGAUAUGCCAUUGUGGAAGAGCUAGCUGGACUUGGGGCCGCUGUGCAUACCUGUGCUCGCAGCCAAGAACAGAUCGACGAGAGGGUUAAAGAAUGGAAGAGCAAGGGAUUUAAAGUGAGUGGUUCAGUUUGUGACCUCACGUCCAAAUCUCAAAGGGAGGAGCUCGUUAAAACUGUCUCGUUUGUCUUUGAUGGAAAACUCAACAUCCUUGUAAAUAAUGCUGCUUCAGUUACGCUGAGAAGAACCCAAGAUUAUACUUUGGAAGAUUUAUCAAGUAUGAUGGGUUCCAAUGUUGAAUCUUCUUACCAUCUGUGUCAGCUUUCAUAUCCUCUCUUGAAGGCCUCAGAAAAUGCAAGUAUUGUAUUUAUCGCCUCCAUUGCUGGUGCCAUUGCUCUACCUAGACUAUCUGCCUAUGCAGCAACAAAGAGUGCUGUUAUCCAAGUUUCAAAGAACUUGGCAUGCGAGUGGGCAAGAGACAAAAUUCGGACAAACACUGUAGCACCUUGGGCAGUGAACACCGGUGCUAAAGUUGAAAAUGAUGAUCAUUCUGAGGAUUUCAGAAGGUUAAUAGGUCGAACUCCAAUUCGUCGUGUUGCUGAGCCUAAUGAAAUUUCAUCUUUGGUCUCUUUCCUCUGCCUUCCUGCGGCUUCUUACAUCAAUGGACAAGUUGUUAAUGUUGAUGGAGGAUUCACAGUGAGCGGUUUCUAACGAACUUGAUCAAUUUAUUUGAAACGACGGAUCGGAUACGUACGUGAAGAAGAUAUCUGCUAAUUGCCAUCAGUAUAUAUUCUUUAUUAAUUCGUUGUAUACGGAUAAUUAGGUCCUCCAAUUAAUUAAUUCAGAUUUAAUUAAUGUUUACUAAACA